Molecule: messenger RNA, 1704 nt
Organism: Salvia hispanica
Lineage: Eukaryota; Viridiplantae; Streptophyta; Magnoliopsida; Lamiales; Lamiaceae
Product: 3-oxoacyl-[acyl-carrier-protein] synthase I, chloroplastic
Biological process (GO): fatty acid biosynthetic process
Cellular component (GO): mitochondrion
Molecular function (GO): 3-oxoacyl-[acyl-carrier-protein] synthase activity
Source: RefSeq, a predicted model, not a curated record
GGCAGUCGUCAAAAUCAGAGCUAACAAAUCCAACUGCUUCACACUGCUCUCCACUCCACACCAUCACAUUGAUUCCAUCGACGCCCAAAUCCGCCAUGCAAGCCCUCCAAUCCACCUCCCUCCGCCCUUCCCCCCUCGAUUCCCUCCGCCGCAACAAUGCCAGAGCCCCACCUAAGAGGCGCCCCUUCGCAAUUUCCGCAUCCGCCGCGGCGCCCAAGCGCGAGACGGACCCCAAGAAGCGCGUCGUCAUCACCGGAAUGGGGCUCGUCUCCGUCUUCGGCAACGACGUCGACGCCUACUACGACAAGCUGUUGGCCGGCGAGAGCGGCAUCACUCUCAUCGACCGCUUCGACGCCUCCAAAUUCCCCACGCGCUUCGGCGGCCAGAUUAGGGGCUUCAAAGCCGAUGGAUACAUUGACGGCAAAAACGAUCGGAGAUUGGACGAUUGCUUGAGGUACUGCAUUGUUGCCGGGAAGAAGGCGCUCGAGAGCGCGGAUCUCGGCGGCGACAAGCUUGACAAGAUUGACAAGGUUCGAGCUGGUGUUUUAGUUGGGACAGGAAUGGGAGGUCUUAGUGUAUUUUCUGACGGUGUUCAGGCUCUAAUUGAGAAGGGUCACAGGAAGAUUACUCCUUUUUUCAUACCGUAUGCCAUAACGAACAUGGGAUCUGCAUUGCUAGCAAUUGAUCUUGGCUUGAUGGGGCCAAACUAUUCAAUUUCAACUGCUUGUGCUACUUCAAAUUAUUGCUUUUAUGCAGCUGCGAAUCACAUUCGUAGAGGUGAAGCAGAUUUGAUGGUAGUAGGUGGGACUGAAGCUGCCAUUAUACCAAUUGGACUGGGAGGUUUUGUUGCAUGCAGAGCUCUAUCUCAAAGAAACGAUGACCCAAAAACUGCUUCUAGGCCUUGGGACCAAGAUCGAGAUGGCUUUGUGAUGGGUGAAGGUGCUGGAGUCUUGGUUAUGGAAAGUCUGGAACAUGCAAUGAAACGAGAUGCACCAAUAAUUGCUGAGUAUUUGGGUGGUGCUGUAACUUGUGAUGCUUAUCACAUGACUGAUCCCAGGGCUGAUGGGCUUGGUGUCUCUUCAUGCAUCCUGGAUGCCCUUCAAGAUGCUGGUGUUUCUCCUGAGGAGGUUAACUAUAUAAACGCCCAUGCAACUUCCACCCUUGUUGGUGAUUUAGCAGAGAUAAAUGCUAUUAAGAAGGUAUUCAAGGAUACUUCAGAAAUUAAAAUCAACGCAACUAAGUCAAUGAUAGGGCACUGCCUAGGUGCUGCUGGUGGUUUGGAAGCCAUUGCAACAGUGAAAGCCAUCACAACAGGCUGGCUUCACCCUUCGAUAAAUCAAUUCAAUCCAGAGCCUUCCGUUGAGUUUGACACUGUUGCAAAUGAGAAGAAGCAACACGAAGUCAAUGUUGCGAUUUCAAAUUCAUUUGGAUUUGGCGGACACAACUCUGUUGUAGCAUUUUCUGCAUUCAAGCCCUGAGACUGUCUGAAAUCUACCAUACAUGUGGCUGAUUCGGUAAUCUAAAGGAGGGAUUUUUGCAUUCUUUGGUGUGAGUUUAGCUUUUAGCUCGAGUUCGAGGACUAUUGUAAUUUAUCUAUGUCUCUCUGCGGCUGUGUUGGAUGUUAAUUGUUUGAUGAAUGUAGAUACUUUUAUGCAUUAUGUCACAAAAAUAGUUCAAUUAAGAAUUUAGAAUUAAACACUCUAA